This is a messenger RNA of Anopheles gambiae (African malaria mosquito), 2748 nucleotides long. RefSeq lists its product as uncharacterized. The coding region runs from base 800 to 2215 and encodes 471 amino acids. Gene Ontology annotation, cellular component: cytoplasm. Gene Ontology annotation, biological process: proteasome-mediated ubiquitin-dependent protein catabolic process; multicellular organism development. The transcript is spliced from 5 exons. Lineage: Eukaryota; Metazoa; Arthropoda; Insecta; Diptera; Culicidae. Gene Ontology annotation, molecular function: zinc ion binding; ubiquitin protein ligase activity; ubiquitin conjugating enzyme binding. The record is from RefSeq and is a predicted model, not a curated record.
CCAUUCAGUGAGUGCAAGCGCUUCAUCAGCGGAGCAAGAUCGCAGUCGCCGAUGGGAAAGUAGUUGCUGUUAUCGGUGUGCCCCUCAUUACCAGUGUUGAUAGAAACGCGUUACACAUCGUGUAAAGGGUGAUUUAAUGUGUUUGUGCUUUAGCAGUGAUCGAUCAACCGCACAGAAAGUGUCCAUUAUUCGAACGAUGUAACGGCAGGCAACAUCCAGUGGCGCUCGUUUUGCUGUAGAGCUAGCUCUAAUAUAACACCCGCUGAUAAUGGGUCGGAUAAGACACGGACAGCAAUAGGUGUAAUUCCACGUGCACUCAUUUCCUGAACUUCUUCCAACGUUUUGUCGUAUUGCAAAUCGUGUGUGUGUGUGUGUGUGUGACGAGUGAGCAAAUCGAGCACGGGCGUCAUCAGUCUUGCGCAGUGUAGUAUAAUCCGGACUGUCUACCAGACGGGAAGUGCUGUUACACAUACGUUGAUUAGUGCCUCCGAUGUUGAAGCUUAGACCAAGUGGCUGAAAUAACGAUAAGGAAGAAGCCCUGUGAAAAAAAGGGAUUAAAGCAGGGUUGCCAAAAUGCAAAACGGCACAAAUGUCAAAGCGUGAUUUGUGUUGCCAAACAGCGAAGUAGCCAUUGGAAGGCCGUCAGUGCGCGAGUGAAAGCGUGCAACCGCGUUCCUCUAUAGGUGGUUCUCAGGAAUUCCCAAUUGCCAAUUGCUGAUCGGGAUAUCACCGUUAAAAUCCCUGUCGCUGUGGGCAGAGUAUAAUUGGUUAGUUGAUUCCUGCAUAACCUACAACGACAAUGGAAAACUGGAGAUGUAAGCAGUGUUGCAAUUUCCCGAACGGGGAGGUGUACCAGUGUGCUGCCAAGGAUCACUUUUACUGCGCAACUUGCAAGGAGUCAAAGAACAGGACGCUAUGCACGUGUGGAGCGAAGCUGAAGGAUGGCAAGGUACCGAACCCGAUCGAGAAGCUGCUGCACCAAGCGAUGUGUCCGUGCCGCUACGCACCGAACGGAUGUACCUGGAAGUUUGUGCAGAGCGAGAUGGACGCGCACUUGGUCGAGUGUCGCUUUCGGCCGUACCGAUGUGUGGCUGCUUCGUUGAACGUGAUCAAAUGCAACUGGCAAGGUUUGCAGCACGAGAUCGAGGACCAUCUAGCGAAGGGCCACAAAGAGCUGGGCGAGGUGUUCCGGUUCCGCGAGAGCACCUCGCUCGUGUUCAAGGAGCAGAUCUCGCUCGGCGGUCUCAAGCUGGUCGAUGCGUUCAGCAAGCGCUUCCUGUUCUACUUCUUCUCGGACGUCGCCCACAAGAAGCUCUCCUUUCUGAUGCUUUACUUCGGGCGGCGCGAGGAGGCGGCCCAGUACUGCUACGAGCUGGAGAUUAGCGGCCGACCGUUUGCGCCACCCGCCAAUGGGACGGACAAAGAGGCCACCACCAUCCCGCCGGUGGUCGAGGAUGAUGCACCCGACGCGAGCGUCUUCUCCCGCACCGUCAAGUUUGUGGAGCGUUGCAACUCCGAUUCGGAAAAUCUCGCCGAACUGCUGGACGAGGAACGGUGCGUGUCGCUUUCCCACCGGCAGGUGAAAAACUACCUGCACGAGGGCAAGCUUCACAUGCGGUACCGAGUGCGCAAGGUUGAUGGAGGUGGCCGGGAGAAGAAACUCUCCGGCACGGUCGUGCCGGCCGGGGAAGAUCCACCCCUCGGAAGUGCGGCUCCGGUGAAACCCAAGCCAAGGCCACCACCGUUCGUGUUUGCCAAGAAGGGAACGCUUGCCGGUCCGGGCAAGCGUUCCAGUUCCAGCUCGAGCUCCAGCUCCAACACGAGCUCCUCUUCCAGCUCCAAAUCGGAAUCGUCUACCGGGUCAGGCAAAACGGUGCAAAGCACGGCGUCCGUUGCCUCCCGUUCGCCAUCGACCGCCUCUACCAUUACGAUAAGCUCGGAGCGCAACAGUGGCGACUCGGGGCAGCUUGCAGCAGCAGGCGCAAUGGAUAGCCGCCACUCGCUGUCGUCCAUUAAUCGCCUGACGACUCCACUGACGCCGUUCGAAAAGCCGGAACAGUGUCCGCUGAUGACGCCUUCCAUCAACAAGCACGAUGUGGUGAGUGGUAGUGGUAGUGGUGGUGGUAUACGUGCUGCCCGGUCGAAGCAGAACGCGAUCGACAAAAAGCUUGCCUUUCACCGAUACAUGCAAGAAUCUCGCAAAGGGAAGAAGUAGAGUGUGUGCGCUUCGUUCGUCACCCAUCGUAACGUCUGCUCCUCAUCUGCUUCAUGUUCGCUUUUUAUCUGUACCUUUAUGUGUGUGUGUGUCUGUGUGCGUCUUUCAACACAGCGCCUACUAUUAGAAGUUUGUAUCGUGACCCCGCCCCGAUUCCUGCCUCCUCCCGUUGCAGCCACCCUCGUGGAGCGUUUCGCAAACCACGACGAGCAGCUUCGCCUACCACACCAGCACCGAGUACCAUCGGCAGGUGUACGGACACGAGCCGUACCGCAUCUCGCGCCAUUAUCCACCGUCCGAGUGUACGACCACGGCGGCCGUCUGUCAGAAGUACACGCAGCCGUACAAGGUGAAGGACGAUCGGCCGUACCUGCUGAAGCAGCCGACGAACUGUCUGUUCAAACCGCAACCCAAGUGGUGUGGCGGAGCUAGUGCCGGUGUAGGUCACGGGAAGGGUGGUUGGAGUGCGUAACCGCCCCCGCUGUGGUCGAAUUUUCAGCUUCCCACACUAAUAAACUACUCAUUUCUCAAUA